Molecule: messenger RNA, 2449 nt
Organism: Abrus precatorius (Indian licorice)
Lineage: Eukaryota; Viridiplantae; Streptophyta; Magnoliopsida; Fabales; Fabaceae
Product: probable anion transporter 4, chloroplastic
Exons: 9
Coding region: 110-1690 (526 amino acids)
Biological process (GO): transmembrane transport
Cellular component (GO): plastid
Molecular function (GO): phosphate transmembrane transporter activity
Source: RefSeq, a predicted model, not a curated record
ACGCUAAAAUUAGGGAAAAACGAGGUCAUUUCGGUAAUUGGAAACCAGCACCCUCACCAACCAACGUAUUCUGUUAGUCACCGCCGAAAACGUUCACCGCCAGAACUGCAUGCCCAUGGCAACGGUGUCAUCCACCUCCAUCGCUCUCGCCGGAACAACCGCCGUCAAACCUCUCUCACUACCCAAAAUCAACCGUAGCAGAGUCACUAAUUUCCACUCCCCAAAACCCCACCUCAACAGAAUCCAAAUUGCAUUCACCACUUCAACUUCACCUUCACCUUCACCUUCUCCCCGUUCCCUUCCCCUCCUUCGCGUUUCUUCCAACGAUGCUCACUUCAAUUCCGCUUCCGAAGAGAACCAACAACAACAACAACAACAACCGAGUUUCACAGAGUUCAUCACUUCCGAGAGAGUCAAAGUGGUGGCCAUGCUCGCUCUCGCCCUCGCUCUCUGCAACGCCGAUCGCGUCGUCAUGUCCGUCGCCAUCGUGCCGUUGUCGCUCGCCAAUGGAUGGACCCGCGCUUUUGCCGGAGUUGUUCAGUCAUCUUUCCUUUGGGGGUAUUUGGCUUCGCCUAUAGCUGGAGGGGUGUUGGUGGAUAACUAUGGUGGUAAGGUGGUGAUGGCUUGGGGUGUGGCUUUGUGGUCACUCGCUACUUUUCUCACUCCUUGGGCUGCUGAGACCUCCCUUUUGGCUCUUCUUGCUGUUCGUGCUUUGCUUGGUGUCGCGGAAGGAGUUGCUCUUCCUUCCAUGAAUAACAUGGUUGCUAGAUGGUUUCCUCAAACUGAACGAGCAAGGGCUGUUGGAAUCUCAAUGGCUGGAUUUCAGUUGGGAUGUGCAAUCGGGCUUACGCUCUCUCCCAUUCUCAUGUCGCAAGGUGGUAUAUUUGGUCCAUUUGUGAUUUUUGGGUUGUCUGGGUUUCUUUGGGUGUUGGUCUGGCUGUCUGCAACAUCAAGCACUCCUGAUCAGAGUCCUCAGAUAUCAAAAUAUGAGCUGGAAUAUAUACUAAAUAAAAGGCAAAAAUCCUUUCCUGUGGAGGCAGCUAAACCCAAGAAAGUUAAAGUGAUCCCUCCUUUCAGGCGCCUGCUUUCAAAGCUGCCAACAUGGUCUCUAAUCAUUGCAAAUGCCAUGCAUAGUUGGGGUUUUUUUAUUGUUCUUUCUUGGAUGCCCAUAUACUUCAACUCAGUGUAUCAUGUGGAUCUCAGGCAUGCAGCAUGGUUUAGUGCUGUUCCAUGGGCUGUGAUGGCUAUCAUGAAUUACCUUGCUGGCUUGUGGUCAGAUAUGAUGAUACAAAGUGGCACAAGUGUCACAUUGACUCGUAAGAUUGUGCAGUCCAUUGGUUUUGUUGGUCCUGGACUUUGCCUCAUUGGUUUAGCGACAGCAAAAAGCCCCAUGAUUGGUUCUGCUUGGCUUACAUUAGCCUUUGGCCUGAAAUCUUUCAGUCACUCGGGUUUUCUUGUGAAUCUUCAGGAGAUUGCACCACAAUAUUCUGGUGUUUUACAUGGAUUGUCAAAUACUGCUGGAACAUUGGCUGCUAUAAUUGGAACAGUUGGAGCUGGCUUUUUUGUUGAGCUAGUUGGUUCCUUCCCAGGAUUUCUGUUGCUUACAUCACUCCUUUACUUUCUUGCUGCUAUUUUCUACUGCCUAUUCUCUACUGGAGAAAGAGUGAAUUUUGAUGAUCCUGUUGGCUGACAGUGCUGGCACUACAGUGUAAAGUACAGUUCAAUUUCUUGUAUAUGAAAGGUGAUUAACUGAAGAAUGACAGAGAUGGUUUGCUUAUAUAUCCUAACGGUAAUGCCUAUAAAAGAGGUACCAACGGUCUACCAGGUGUAAAAUCUGUUCUGCACAGUUUGUUUAUCACUUUUUUGCUUUCCCUUAUUCAUUAGGAGUCUCUGUUUUGGAUGCAUUUCGGGUUUCUAAGUUUUCUCGGGUGCAGUGUGUGUAUUUUUAAAAUGAAACAAGAAGAAAGGAUCCGGUAAUAAGGUUUCUUUGUUGUCCUUGCUGUUCAUGGAAUCCAUUUGGUGUGUAGCACACUCUAGUCUAGCUCGAACAUGCUUCUUCAGCCAACAUCCUUGGCUUGGCAGAGUCACUGGCAAAUGUCUCCGGUAAUCGCUGGCUCAGUUAUCAGUCACUUCCUUGUGAGUGUCAAAAUUGAACAUGGCAAGGUUAUGUACAAAUUUUAUAUUUAUCUCUAUUUUGAUAGACACAAAAUUUGAAUGUAACUUCAUAUUCAUGAAAAAUAUAUUUCCUUAUUAUGACUUUGCUUCGGCUUCUUUCCUUCUAAAUUUUGGCUGUACUUGAGUAUAGAUGGAAGUGGAAGUUUAGGAGUAAAAUAAAAUUGCUUGGGAUUUAGUAAAGUUUAGAUGAAAGAAAACUCGAAUGUUUUAAAAAUUAUGUUUGAUUAUUGAGCCAAUGGAAUUUUUGAUAUAUGGAUUAAUGAUUCAAUUUUAG